GUGGGAAUAACAAAACCUUCGCCGGGAUCGACCACAUUGGAGGAUGUAUUGGAUUCACUAUUAGGGCUCCCUUCCCACACCACUAGGAUUCACACACCCCAACCAAGCCCUAGAAAGUCUUCAAGUCCUUACUACAUGCUCAGUGGAAAGAGUCCGAGGUACGAACAGCUAGCGAGUAGUGGGCACAGCAGUGCCUCUCAGGCUUCCCGCUUCAUGAACACACCUAGUGAUGUCCCGAGCUCGUUCACGGACCCCAGCCCAGAUCAGGACCGACCAGGUAGGAACGAUAUGCAAGGAUACAGUUGAUAUGCCCGUGAUGCAAGAAUCGAGGCGAUCGAGGUCAGUCACGGGUGACCACUCCCGGCGGAGAAGUGAACCGUUUGCCAAUCACAGCGCCUCUGCAGAUCGCCGCACCAGCCUCGACGCAACAGCCUUCCGAUCUGAUAACCUCGUCCGCCACGAAUCCAAAAGCUCCCUAGUUUCCCUCCUAACUGAAAACAGCACUGACGAGGCCUUCGUCAAGUGCAAAUACCCAAAAUGCUCAUCACGCACACCCUUACCCGAAGCGAAACGGCAUUACAAAACAUGCCACAACUGCACCACAAUGUACUGCUCAAAGGAAUGCCGGAGAGCUCAUUGGGAGAAGCACAGAAAGGUAUGUCUUCAUUCGCGUGCUAGUGCACUCUGUAGACAGAUAAUAGCGGCAGCCAAGGAGGACGCUGAUUCCUUGCAUCAGAUUAGUACGGCAGCCUAUCAAGGGUAUCUAGCUCAGGGUCGCGGCGUGGUUAAAGUAUACUUUACAAGCCCAGAAGCGGCGGAAAAGUUUACAACCCACGGAUACCAGAAUCUAAGUGAACCAGAAUUUGUAAAGUGGUCAGCUCUUCAGCCAAAUGAAAUGGGAGUGGAAUUGUAUACGGAAGUUAUCAAACUCUGCAAGAGUUACAAUCCAGAAACGAGAGUAAUAUUGUUCGUGGCCGUUUGCAUAUUAAGCGAAGUGCCGACAAAGGGGGCUGUGAAGUGGGAGAGGCAAAUGGUUUCUAGAUGCGCCAAGCUGAGACUGAGCAAAACUGUUUCGAUUGCGAUACAAGAGCAAAACAAACGACGGCAAAGAAGGGACAGCAAAGAGACGCCCGAAGACAGAGACACAUUGAUACUGACUUCGAAAUUGUGUAACACGGGAGAAAAGCAUGCGGUGAGUGCACACAAAUUUAGAGAAGUGUGUUUUAAAAAUAUAUGCUAUGAAUUGGAAAAUAGAGGAGUUGUGCUGAAGAAACAUUUCCCUGAAGUGUAUCAUAGGCUGGUCGCUUACGUGGAUGGGACCAGCGAGAGAUUCAUCCCAAUGACAAUAUACCCAAGGGACGUGAAUAGUGGGAAAUCAUUCAUGUGUGUGAUUAUGCCUGAUACCGACCUGGAUAGCGGUACGCCAGUUGAUGGUAAUGUUAUGACAAUUGACGUCGGAGUUGAUAGUUCUAAGCAUCAGCUAUCGACGCCAAUGUAGGAUUUAUACACACACUAUUGUAAUAGCGUAGACGUAAUAUUAUCCGGUAUGUACCUUCAUGGUCGAUAAUCGAUGACAGUGUCAACAACUAACACCAGGCGGUAGCUUCCAGACACCACGGUUGCGCGAUUGGUUGCGCCGCCAUGGUGAAAUAUAGCUCUUUCAUUGAGAUCUAGAGAUUAACAAAAAGAUCAACUGCUUCUGCUAUCUCGAUAGUGUGUUAUGAUUCACGAAUAAACGACAUACUAGGUAAGGCUGUGUUUGUAAUAAUUAUAUUAAAAUUAUGCAUUUAUAAAUUUGUAAUCGCGCAAAUUUUCUAUUCUUAUGAUAGAUCGAUAAUCUAUUCGAUAAUUGUAAUUCGCAUCCCUUUCAUUAAGUAAAUAAAGACUUGAAUUUGAAUGUCAUCCCAAUAAAAAAAAUGUAUUUUUGUACAUACCUAUUAUAAUAAAUAUGGGAACUGUUGCGUUAAAAUGAGAUUAUUGCUGGAUUUAGUUUCGUUAACUCUUAAUUAUUUCAACAACUACUAAAAUCUUCAUUCAAGUUAUGAUAAUAUGAUUAUUGCUUUAUAUUUCUUAGACUUUAGUAAAUUCAUCUCUGUUAGAAAAUCUUUAUAGUUAGUAAUUAACGCAUUUUAGAUAGAUAUUAUAAUACUUUAUCUUUCGCUGUGAACCUUUUUUGCCUUUUUCCUAUUGUAGUGUGAUGAAGGAUCGCAUUGCUGUUGACAGGUAUGUAAGGUGUUGCUAUAUUAUGGCUAUAUUAUAUAGUAUUGUAUUUGGCUUCAAAAGGAAAGAACUCAUUAUAAAACAUUUGGUGCCAAAUAUCAAGCAAAAUUUUAUAGUGCAUACAGUUCAAAUUUCGAAAUUUUAAAUAACAUGUAUACAUACAAAACUAUAGAUUUUCUAAAUAAAACGUACCAAGUAUUUGAAUUAAAUAAAGUAUUUAAUGUGUUAAUUUUCCAUGAAAUAGACAAUAUUUCGAAUAGGUUAAUCUGUUAGAAAUAGAUUGUUAAAAAGACUUUUAUUGCUAAUUAUUUUCUUGUACCAAUUAAUUGUACUUACGGUGAAAAUGUAGCUAUUGACUCUGAAGUGAUUACAAACGGCUAUGUUAAGUCUGUAUUUAGCCUAUUGCUUAUAGACAUUAAAUCCAGGGUUCAGGAAUUUAAAUAUAAUCCAUGGGGGCUCUGUGGACUAUUACAAUUUUGAAGUUAAACCUAUGAAAUAUUUUCUCUACAUUAAUUGCCUACCUAAUUUUUGCAUUUUACAUUUACUAACACUUAAAACUGGACUAAUUAAAAAUUAUAUAAUUAACCAUUUAAUUUUUUAUUGCAACAAUGACGGAUGUAAUAUUAAUGUCUGACUGAAGGACUAGCAUCCAUGGUCAUAAAAUAAAUAAAAAAAUAUAUUAUUGUCCAUUUUAUAGAGACAUGUCACAAUGGCAAUAUAAUGUCAAUGUUAAAGAGGUAAAUAAUAUAUAAUGAGUAAAAUACAAUGUUUAUAUUUCAAACGCGAACUUAUCAGAAUAAACUCGCUUAGAUAAUAUAAACGUUUAGAUAGACUGUGACAUUUGUGAAUACGCCGAAAAUAGCGAAAAAAUGUGCUUGCGUUGCUGAUAAUAACCUCUACUUUCAGCAACGCAAGCACACUAAACACUAAGUGCCUAACAAAUUGCGACUGUAAGUCACGCACACUAACGUAAUAAAGCUGACCAGUUGUCAUGCGUUGCCUAAAAGCAAGAGGCUCUAUCUAGACAUAAUUACAAAUUAUUUAAGUAAACUGGCAUUAUUAUUGGUGUCACAGAAACAGCUACAUUUUCACUAAUUAAAUAGGUACUCAACAGUUACCUACGUUUUAUACAUUGUUGUGUUUGUAAUUAAUACUACCGACUUGUUACUGUUAGUAUUAUUCUACUAAAUUUUCUAUUCUAAUUAUAUACAUGCAUUAUUAAAUUAUAGUGCAUUCUUUUCAGAAUUUUAAUACUAUAAUAUAUUCGAGUUAGUAUCUAUGUUAUUUUGUUGUAUUCAUAACUAUACAAAUUACCCGCGCGGUUUUAUCGCGCACCUAGUUAAAUAAAUGUAGGUAAACAGCUUUUGAUAUUUUGCAUUCCAAAGCGUAUUUGUGUUCAAGUUGUGUUCAUAGGUGUCGACGAGAUGUUAACAUUUUGUAUUUAUCCAUGAUAUUACCAUAUCUAUCAUUGUUUCAUAGUGGAAAUAAUUUUUUAUCUAGUUGUCCUAAAAUAUACGGUCCACCAAA
Leptidea sinapis is the source of this 3747-nucleotide messenger RNA. RefSeq names its product apical junction component 1 homolog. The record is from RefSeq and is a predicted model, not a curated record. Gene Ontology annotation, biological process: cell-cell junction organization. Gene Ontology annotation, cellular component: apical junction complex; plasma membrane. The transcript is spliced from 3 exons. NCBI's taxonomy places the organism in Eukaryota, Metazoa, Arthropoda, Insecta, Lepidoptera, Pieridae. The coding region runs from base 230 to 1498 and encodes 422 amino acids.